AUGGCUGAUUCGGAGAAAGUAAGGAAACGCAAGGAGAAGUUUUCUGAUGAAGUUCGUUCAAGAAUUUUGAACGAUCCCUUAAAUGAUGGUGCACUCUUGAGCAGACUUGAGGGCAUACAUGGGAAUAUCAGGGUUUUACAAACUGAUCAAGAAGCAAGAAUCAGAUUUUUCAAGAGGAUUCUUGACAUCCGUAAACUUGAUCCUGAAAGUGAUCAAAUAGCUUACGGUUUGCGAAAAUUACGAGAAAUUAUCAUCAGUGUUUACAAUCUCAACAAGAAUGAUUCUUCGUUCGUCGCUUUUAUAUUGAAAGUCUUCGACGUCUCCGUAAAGUACCAUGUAGACCGAAAUGAGAUCUCAAAAACUCUCCCAAGUUUACAAUUUGUGAUUGAAACACCAGAAUUACGUGAAUUUGGCUCGCGAUAUGAGGAACUAGUGGGCUGCUACAUCCUCUAUACAUCCCACAUUGAUUUGAACGUGGAAAAAUCUAUUCAAUUGUCCUCCAAACUGCUCGUUAACUCUUCCUAUCGCAAUACCUGUAAACGACUGGCUCUUAUCUAUUGCUGCAGAAGCGAGCCAUUUUCAUUUUGGUUUUCGACUGUUGCACAAUUGAGCGAUAGCAGUCUCAUGAAAACGUUUCUGAUAGCUCUUCCUGCAUUUGAAUAUAUCAAGGAACAGACGAUAGUCACGAUCAGUAAAUGCUACAACCAACUGGGCUUGACAUUCAUGGAAGUGGGCUGGUUCCACAACAUGUUCCAAAAUUUGGAAGAAACUGUUGCUAAAAGAUGGGUAGUAGAACAGACAAUUCGAAGCGGAAAAAUUGUUAAAUUCAAACAACGGAUCAACUAG
Lachancea fermentati is the source of this 846-nucleotide messenger RNA. The record is from the annotation of a GenBank genome assembly. Lineage: Eukaryota; Fungi; Ascomycota; Saccharomycetes; Saccharomycetales; Saccharomycetaceae.